AUGAAUGUUGAGAAAAUGAGAGAGAAGUUCUCCAGCCCCUGGAUCGCUUUGAACCUUUUACUUUUGAUGGUCUUCCUCGCUUUGGUGACUGUUCAUAUCAAAAUGACUGUUGAGGUGAAACCGGUGAAGUUAGAUGAGCUGUUGUCAAAUGCUGCUGACUCUAGAAAUCUCUGUGAAUCCCCGGAUUGUAUAACUCUCUCCCACGAACUGCUCAACUACCAAGACCCAUCAGUGGAUCCGUGCGUGGACUUUUUUCAGCAUGCGUGUGGAAGAUUCCAUGAACAGUCUUCAGUUGAGUCAAGAACUCAGAAAAAGCGGUAUAUUCUUCAAAAACAGAUUCGAGAGUUUCUACACAACAACAAGACUUCAACUUCAAAAUCCGAAAAUUUGAUGAAACUGGUAUUCGAUAAAUGUGAAGCGUUACAAAAGAGCCAAAAUACAGGUUAUCUUCAAGAAGUCCAUGAAGUAUUUAAUGAUAUCAAAAAAAUCGGUGCGUGGCCACUAUUGGAUAAGAAUUGGGAUGAAUCUAAAUUUGACUUGAAUGAAAUGCUGACAAAUCUAGUCAAACUGGGAGCAACCAACUUUGGACUAUUUCAAUUCAAUUUCUUGGGCUUAAUUAUGGGCAAUUUUGUGGAAAUUGCUCCAACUGAAAAGUCAGAUGUUGAAGAGAUUCAAGUGAAUUAGAUGGUGUUGGAUAUUCUCAAAGGAAAUGGAAUUGAACCGGAUAGAGAAGAGAUAUCGAGGGAGUUGGAGGAAUACUCUAUGCUUGAAAAAAAGUUAAAAAUUGUAAAGGAGAAUGAAACAAUAUCUUUAAACUUGAUAUUGCCGGAUGUCAGAAGCGUAAACUUUUCGGGUCUUAUAGCGGAGAUGAGUCACCCAAGCAGGGUUAGCAAGCUUUCUGGAAUGAUAACACCAAAGAUUAUCACAAAUAAACAUCCAUUGUUAUUCGAGACUAAUGGAACAGAAAGUCUUGAUGCAAUUAUUGAAUCUACAUCAAAUAGAACAUUGGCUAACUAUCUGAUUUUUAAUUAUAUCCAGUCAUCCCGCGAUAUUUUGACAGAAACUUAUGAAAAUUGUGAACAGGUUGUAAUGGAAGAACUUCCACGUGCAUCACUCCGAGUUUUCAUGCGAAACUUCGUUGACAAGGGUAACCGAGAUGGAGUAAAGAAGCUGACGGAGGAAUUGAAAAAGAAAUGCUCUGGAAAUGAUUCGAGAUACGGAAACUUUUACACCAUCAGUCAAAGAAAGAGUCUUGAAGAAAGUUGAAGCAAUCAAAGUUAUCAUUGGCUAUCCUGAUCAUUUUGAUCCUCCUGGAACAUUGGACAAAGAGUUUGAACACAUUGAUUUGGACUCCACCGACUCCUUCUAUAGAAUAUCUCAAAAACUUCAUCGACUCCGUACUGAACAACAAAUGGAGUUCAUCGCUGGAGAGACCCCCAUCAGCCCUGUCGAAAAUGUUCUAGAAGUGAGUGCUCAUUACGAUCCUUCGAAAAACGCUCUAACCUUUCUUGCUCCAUUCCUCGACGAUCCAUUUUUCGAUACCACGUAUCCCGACUAUGCGAAUCUUUUCUUAUCUGGCAGGAUUAUUGCGCAUGAAAUAGGGCAUUCCGUUGAUGGGACUUCACUUUGAUGAAAAUGGGAAACUUGUGGAUUGGAUUAGACGCGAAAAUAUAGAGUAUAAGAUACAGGCUGAAUGUCUGAUAGAUCAAUAUGAUAACUACGCUGAUCCGGUCUACGGCAAAAAGAUGAAUGGAACACAUACAUUCGGAGAGAUGAUUGCUGAUUGGGUUGGACAUGAAGUAACCUGGCGGGCCUAUAAGAAGAUGGAUACUUCAAAAAUGCAUUCACUUAUUGGCCUCAAGGAUAUCAAUAUGGAUCAGCUUUAUUUCAGAGUUCAGUCACUGCUAUGGUGCAGUUCUCGUAGUAUGUUGAGCCUGGAAGAAGCCCUCGAAGAUGUACAUCCAACAAAACCUUUCCGUGUCAAUGGAGCAUAUGCCAAUAUGCCAGAGUUUGCGAAAGCAUUCAGUUGUCCCGUUGGAUCACCUAUGAAUCCGGAUAAGAAGUGCAAAAUGUUCUGA
Molecule: messenger RNA, 2078 nt
Organism: Caenorhabditis elegans
Lineage: Eukaryota; Metazoa; Nematoda; Chromadorea; Rhabditida; Rhabditidae
Source: the annotation of a RefSeq genome assembly